AUGAAAAAAGAAAUAAAUAAAGAAGAUUUAAAUAAUUUUGGGGAAGAAAAAGAAAAAUUGGAAGAAGGAAAAAUUAAUGAAGAUAAGACGGUUAAUGUAGAAAAUGAAGAUAGGAAAAAUUCCUCACAACAAUCUCCCCUUCCUUCACCUUCAAAUAAAAAUAUAGAAACUACAAAAAUAAUUGUAGAACAAGCAGAUUCGAUUUCUUUUGAAGAAAAAAAUAAUUUAUUACUAGAAUCACCACCAAUUCCUUCUCCAUUUCUUCGUUCCCCUUCUCCAUCCCCAGCUUUAUUGUCUUCAAGUUCUCCAUUUUCAUUUUCUAGUCAAAAUUUGUCUGAUAAUAGUUCUCAAAUGUCUUUUAUUAUUCGAGAAAAAUUGCACGAAUUUGCAAAAGAUUUGAGGAGGAGAACUUCUGCUGUACGUGAGGAACUUUGUAGAGAGCCAACCCCGACAGAUGAACAGGCUGAAGAAGACGAAGAUGAAGAUAAGGAUGAAAAAAGAAGAAAAAGUGGGGAAAGGAGGCCUGAUCAGGCAUCUUUAAUGUCUUUGAUUGGAUUACAUCAAGAAGUGGAAUCAGAUGAAAUUGUUGAUGUUCCUUCACGUCUACUUCCCUCCAACAUUGACCCAUUUAGUAAAUUAUAUGUUAGUUGGUUAUCUUUUGUUUUAAUUGCUUUUUUAUAUAAUUCUUUUACUCGUUCAAAUCUUCGUUAUUGGUUAUUUGGUGAUUAUAUUUGUGAUUUAAUUUAUUUGGUUGAUUUAACUUUAAUUAAAUCUAGAUUAACUUUUAUGAGAGACGGAAUUAAUGUUAAAAGUCCUCCAGAAAUGCUACAUCAUUAUUUAACUAGUGGUGUAUUUAAACUUGAUUUAUUUUCAUUACUUCCAUUGGAUAUUUUAUAUAUUUGGACAGGCCCGAUUUGUGCUUGGAGAAUAUUUCGUUUACUUAAAUUACCUUCUUUUUGGGAAUUUUUUGAAUUAUUAGACAGCUCAUUUUCUAAUCCAUAUGCUAUUAGAAUUGCAAAAACUUUUUGCUAUAUGAUUUAUAUAAUACAUUGUAAUUCUUGUGUUUAUUAUGUUUUGAGUGCUUGGCAAGGGUUUGGACAAAUACCUUAUAAUUAUAAAGGAAAAUGGUAUUUAAAUAAAUGGGUUUAUAAUAAUGAAGGGAAUGCUUAUAUUCGUUGUUUUUAUUUUACUGCUGCCGUAGCAACUUCUACAGGAAAUAAUCCAGCCCCAACAAAUGUUAUAGAAUAUAUUUAUAUGACAUUUUCUUGGAUGAUGGGUGUUUUUGUUUUUGCUUUAUUAUUGGGGCAAAUAAGAGAUAUUGUUUCUAAUGCUAAUAAAAAUAAUGAAGAAUUUAGAACUACUAUGGAUAGAGCCCUAAGUGAAUGUAAACGUUUGGGAUUACCAGAACAUUUAACAGCUAGAGUACGUGCCUGGUUUUUAUAUACAUGGGAACAACAACGAACAUUAGAAGAAAAACGUUUGGUGGAAAAAUUGCCGUUAAAAUUACAAACAGAUUUAGCUUUAUCUGUUCAUUAUAAUACUUUAAGUAAAGUUAAAUUAUUUCAAGAUGCAGAUAGAGCAUUUAUGAGAGAUUUGGUUUUACGUCUUCGUCCAGUAAUAUUUUUGCCCGGAGAUAUUAUUUGUAGAAAAGGGGAUGUUGGGAAAGAAAUGUAUAUUGUAAAUAAUGGAAUAUUGGAAGUUGUUGGGGGAGAAAAUAAUGAAAUUGUUUUUGCUACAUUAACUGAAGGAAGUGUUUUUGGAGAGAUUAGGUUAAUAAAUAAAUAUCAAAUUUUAAUUAAAAGUGACGGGGAAAAGAUUUUAAUUAGGAAAAUAAAUAAAAAGUUAAUUAACGCGGGGAAAUUCUUUAGUCUGGAGAAGGUAAUUCCCAAAUGGAAAAGGUCAAGUUUGCUUGGAAUCCAAAGCUGUUAA
Messenger RNA from Meloidogyne enterolobii, 1929 nucleotides. The record is from the annotation of a GenBank genome assembly. Lineage: Eukaryota; Metazoa; Nematoda; Chromadorea; Rhabditida; Meloidogynidae.